Molecule: messenger RNA, 270 nt
Organism: Rhizophagus irregularis DAOM 181602=DAOM 197198
Lineage: Eukaryota; Fungi; Glomeromycota; Glomeromycetes; Glomerales; Glomeraceae
Source: RefSeq, a predicted model, not a curated record
GAUAUUCUUCAUGAACUUGAAAAUGAAUUUUAUGCUCAUAAAUUCAAUAAAUAUAUUGACAAAGAUAUUGAAAAUAAAGUUAUAAAACAUCCAAUAUCCUUAUUUACUAUAAAUUUAAAAUUAAAGAAUAAUCAAUAUACAAGUUUAGAAGAGUUUGAGAAAGAUAUUCGUUUAAUAUUUCAUAAUUGCUAUACAUAUAAUAAUGUUGAAAGUGAUAUAUAUUGUUUAGGUGAAACAUUAGAAUCUAUUUUUAAUAAAAAAUGGAAUGAA